This is a messenger RNA of Panthera uncia (snow leopard), 1298 nucleotides long. It is a transcript of the gene NTSR1, whose product is annotated as neurotensin receptor 1. Lineage: Eukaryota; Metazoa; Chordata; Mammalia; Carnivora; Felidae. Gene Ontology annotation, biological process: neuropeptide signaling pathway. The record is from RefSeq and is a predicted model, not a curated record. Bases 33 to 1289 code for a protein of 418 amino acids. Gene Ontology annotation, cellular component: plasma membrane. Gene Ontology annotation, molecular function: G protein-coupled neurotensin receptor activity. The transcript is spliced from 4 exons.
UCCGCUCGGUCCCCGCCGGCGCCGCGCCCACCAUGCGCCUCAACGGCUCGGCGCCGGGUCCGCGGGGCGCGCCGGGCGCCAAGCCCUUCCCGCUGCCACCCUCGGGGCUGGAGGCGGCGCUCCUGGUCCCCGGCUUCGUUAACGGCUCGGGCAACGAGUCCGAGCGCCUCCGAGCGGCGCCCAGCAGCGACCUGGAUGUGAACACGGACAUCUACUCCAAGGUGCUGGUGACCGCCGUGUACCUGGCGCUCUUCGCGGUGGGCACCGUGGGCAACUCGGUGACGGCGUUCACGCUGGCGCGCAAGAAGUCGCUCCAGAGCCUGCAGAGCACGGUGCAUUACCACCUGGGCAGCCUGGCGCUCUCCGACCUGCUCAUUCUGAUGCUGGCCAUGCCCGUGGAGCUGUACAACUUCAUCUGGGUGCACCACCCCUGGGCCUUCGGCGACGCCGGCUGCCGCGGCUACUACUUCCUGCGCGACGCCUGCACCUACGCCACCGCCCUCAACGUGGCCAGCCUCAGCGUGGAGCGCUACCUGGCCAUCUGCCACCCCUUCAAGGCCAAGACCCUCAUGUCUCGCAGCCGCACCAAGAAGUUCAUCAGUGCCAUCUGGCUGGCCUCGGGCCUGCUGGCCCUGCCCAUGCCCUUCACCAUGGGCCAGCAGAACCGCAGCGCCGACGGCCAUCACCCCGGCGGCCUGGUGUGCACCCCCAUAGUGGGCACCGCCACGAUCAAGGUCGUCAUCCAGGUUAACACCUUCAUGUCCUUCGUGUUCCCCAUGGUGGUCAUCUCCGUCCUGAACACCAUCAUCGCCAACAAGCUGACCAUCAUGGUCAGCCAGGCAUCUGAGCAAGGCCAGGUGUGCGCAGUUGGGGACCAACACAGCUCAUUCAACAUGUCCAUCGAGCCUGGCAGGGUCCAGGCCCUGCGGCACGGCGUUCGGGUCUUACGGGCAGUGGUCAUCGCCUUCGUGGUCUGCUGGCUGCCCUACCACGUCCGGCGUCUCAUGUUCUGCUACAUUUCAGACACGCAGUGGACCCCGUUCCUCUACGACUUUUACCACUACUUCUACAUGCUGACCAACGCCCUCUUCUACAUCAGCUCCGCCGUCAACCCCAUCCUGUACAACCUGGUCUCCGCCAACUUCCGCCAGGCCUUCCUGUCCACCCUGGCCUGCCUCUGUCCCCUGUGGGGGCGCAGGAGGAAGAGGCCAGCCUUCUCCAGGAGGACCAACAGUGUGUCCAGCAACCACACGUUCUCCAGCAACGUCACCCGGGAAACGCUGUACUAGGCGGGGGGG